UUCCCCAAUUUCUGCUUCCUCUUCAUCUUGCAAUAUUAUUCUUGGUGUGCGUGUAUUGCGAUUGAUUUAUCAUCAAUACGAUACUAUCUAAAGUUUUUCUGGCAAAUGAAAAGCUCCGAUCACUGCUUUGGAGCUAUGUCUCCUUUCCUCAAUUGCACUCUGUUUAGUCGUCGUAUCAUCGCGCUGAAUCAGAAGCUUGCCUAGGGCCCCUAAAAGCUCAGGGCCAACCUGCAAGCCAUGGCGGCAUCCGAUCCUGAAUAGUUGAUGAUCAAAAGCGAUAAACUAACACAACUCAGCCUAACAAGGUGGAGUGCUGAUUGGAAGAGCGCUACUCUUUUGUAUGAGCAGGCUGCUAAUGGAUUCAGACUUGCCAAAAAUUAUGAGAAAGCAAAAGCUGCAUUUGAGAAAGCUUCCAAAGGACAAGAGAUGCUCUCUUCGCCCUGGGAUGCUGCUAGGCAUUUGGAGUCUGCUGCUGCACUGGCAAAAGAAUUAGGCAGUUGGAGUGAGGUUGCUGACUUUUAUAGAAGGCCAUCUGAAUUAUACAAUGAGUGUGGGAGGUCACAACCAGCAUCGGAUGCUCUUGCAAGAGGUGCUCGUGUUUUGGAAGAUAAUGCACCUGCUGAAGCUAUUCGGUUGUACACUGAUGCUUGUGAUAUUCUUGAAGAAGAUGGCAAGGAGCAAAUGGCAUUUGAUCUUUAUCGUGCUGCCACAAGUCUUUAUGUAAAGCUUGAGAAAUAUGCAGAUGCUGCAACUUUCCUGUUGAGAUGGGGUUUAGCAGCUGAUAAGUGCAAUGCUACCCAUAGCCAGUGCAAGGUAUAUCUUAGUGCAAUCAUUGUGUACCUUUAUACUAAUGACUUGAAGCAAGCAGAGAAGUGCUACAAUGACUGUUGUCGGAUUGAUGCUUUUUUGAGUAGUGAUCAGAAUCGUUGUGCGAGUAAACUUCUUUCUGCAUACUCGGACGAUGAUGUUGAAGAGAUUAAACGUGUGGCUCAAUCAAGCACUAUAAAAAAUCUUGACCAUAUGAUCAUCAGGCUUGCAAGGAAGUUGCCAGCUGGUGAUGUGAGUGCACUGAGGGCUGAUGCAGCCAGAGAACAAGAAGAGGCACUGGAUGAAGAUGACCUGACUUAGCUUAUCUUGCCGGCCAACUCAUCUUGAUUGAUCUGUGUUCCUUUUUCACGUAUGUGUGUAUUUUCCUCUGUUUAUAUGCAAGAUAUGAACAUAACUUGGUGCCCUCUAAGCCCUCUAAGCCCUCUAACAUUUACAAUGUGCUCUUGUUCCACAUACCUGAAUAUAAAAACAGGUUUUGAAUAGGAGUUCUAGCAUAUAUGGAUAUUGGACAGAUUCAUUUGAUAUUUCGGAUUUUCUUUUCCCUUUUCUUUUUU
Messenger RNA from Camellia sinensis, 1382 nucleotides. The record is from RefSeq and is a predicted model, not a curated record. Lineage: Eukaryota; Viridiplantae; Streptophyta; Magnoliopsida; Ericales; Theaceae.